This is a messenger RNA of Phytophthora nicotianae INRA-310, 1179 nucleotides long. RefSeq names its product ornithine carbamoyltransferase. Gene Ontology annotation, biological process: L-citrulline biosynthetic process. The record is from RefSeq and is a predicted model, not a curated record. Lineage: Eukaryota; Oomycota; Peronosporomycetes; Peronosporales; Peronosporaceae. Gene Ontology annotation, cellular component: intracellular membrane-bounded organelle. The transcript is spliced from 2 exons. Gene Ontology annotation, molecular function: ornithine carbamoyltransferase activity; amino acid binding. The coding region runs from base 1 to 1179 and encodes 392 amino acids.
AUGGGUCGUUCAAAUCAACAAAUCUUGCAUCUUGCCAUAACCCGAUCGCAAAGCUCUCAAGGCAACCAGCCCCAGCUUCACCUCAGCCACCAAGGACGUCGCCGCUCUCUAGCCCCAAUGUCUUUCCUCUCGCUCACUCGCCGACUCGCAUCUCGUGCCUCACCGUCCACUUCCGUCUUCAGAAUGAGCCAACAGACUCAGCAACUCUCCACAGCCGCUGUGAAUGAGCAGUUGGCUUCCCUUAAGGGCAAGAACUUCAUGUCCACGGCUGAGCUCUCGACGGAGCAGAUCACGGCGCUUGUGGCCAAGGCGCAGGAGUUCAAGGCCACGUACUCGGACCCUCUGACCAAGGCCACUGCUCCUCGUCCUCUUACAGGCGAGAUCUGCUCCAUGAUCUUCCAGAAGCGCAGUACUCGCACUCGUAUCUCGAGUGAAGUGGGCAUGCACUUGCUUGGAGGCAAAGGUCUGUUCCUCUCCUCGGACGACAUCCAACUCGGCGUGAACGAGACGCUCAAGGACACUGCCCUCGUGCUCUCGCGCUUCAACAGCAUCAUCCUGGCGCGUGUGUACGGCCACAAGGACAUCCUGGAGCUGGGCGAGUUGGCCACUGUGCCUGUGAUCAAUGCGUUGUCCGACAAGUACCACCCGCUGCAGAUGCUGGCCGAUUACAUGACAGUCAAGGAGCAUUUCGGCAGCUUUGAGGGUCUCACGUUCGCCUGGGUGGGCGAUGGCAACAACGUGCUGCACGACUACAUGCUGGCUGCCCCCAAGCUCGGUGCUAACAUCCAGAUCGCCACGCCUGAAGGCUACGAACCGGAUGAGGACGUCGUGGAGGAGACCAAGCGCUUGGCUGCUCUGGCUGGCACCAAGUUCCUUAUGACCACCGACCCCGUUGAGGCCGUUAAGGGCGCCAACGUCGUGUCCACCGACACGUGGAUCAGUAUGGGCCAGGAGGAGGAAUCCCAGAAGCGCCUCAAGGCCUUCGCGGGCUACCAGGUGACCAACAAGAUGCUGGAGAACGCCGCCGACAACCACAUCUUCCUGCACUGCCUUCCGCGUCACCAAGACGAGGUCGACGACGAGGUUUUCUACGGCAAGCGCUCGGUGGUCUUCGACGAGGCUGAGAACCGACUGUGGACUGUCAUGGCCGUGUACGCUUCGCUGCUGGGCAAGUUCUAA